UGCGGUGAUCGUGCCGCGCGCUCCAGUCUCAGCAGCAGCAGCGGAGGAGAAACGUAUAAUCCGCUCGUUAGUGCUGGACAGCGACGCGACACGAGCGAUUUUAACCAUUCUAUGCAGGAAAUCGGACACCAGGACACAUAUUUCAGCAGAGCCCGUGUGUGUUUAAGCGCACCGGUGUUUAGAGACGGAUGUGCGGCUGCCAGGCCGGACGCUGUCGGAUGGGAUUCCCGGAGAGAAACCGAGCGUCGCUGUUGUAAAUAAUUAAACAUCGGCGUGAUCAACAAAAAAUGCAUCUGCACCAGGUGCUGACGGGGGCCGUUAACCCGGGGGACUGCUGCUAUUCCGUGGGAAGCGUCCACGACGUCCCGUUCACGGCCUAUGGCUCAGGCUGUGAUAUCGUGAUCCUUGCAAGUGAUUUUGAGUGUGUUCAAAUUAUUCCUGGAGCUCAGAAUGGAAACAUCCAGGUGGGCUGUGUGGAGUGCUCUCAGCAGCUUGGCCGGAUUGCUGCAUCCUAUGGAAAUACCGUUUGUAUUUUUGAACCAAUAGCUUCAAACCCAAACAAACGUCACAAGCAACUGAAUUACCAGUGGCAGAAGACUGGUCAGUUCUUUCUCAAUGCUAUAACCUACAAUCUGGCCUGGGACCCGCAAGGCAAUCGUAUCUUGGCGGCGACUGAGCGUUUGCAGCUGUGGGCUCCUCCAACCAGUGACACGCUGAUAGAGGAAGAGGACAGUCAGCUGAAUGAUGAUAGAGCUCAUGAGCUGAUGCUCAACGACUGGAAAUGUGUCUGGCAGUGCAAGACUGCUGCUGCUGUUCAUAUUACUCAGUGGUCUCCAGAUGGAGAAUAUUUCGCCACAGCUGGAAAG
Messenger RNA from Sinocyclocheilus rhinocerous, 866 nucleotides. Its product is annotated as dmX-like protein 2. NCBI's taxonomy places the organism in Eukaryota, Metazoa, Chordata, Actinopteri, Cypriniformes, Cyprinidae. Gene Ontology annotation, cellular component: RAVE complex. The record is from RefSeq and is a predicted model, not a curated record. The annotation marks the transcript as partial. The transcript is spliced from 6 exons. Gene Ontology annotation, molecular function: protein binding. Gene Ontology annotation, biological process: vacuolar acidification.